Suncus etruscus (white-toothed pygmy shrew) is the source of this 2226-nucleotide messenger RNA. Its product is annotated as recombining binding protein suppressor of hairless-like. Gene Ontology annotation, cellular component: nucleus; MAML1-RBP-Jkappa- ICN1 complex. Gene Ontology annotation, molecular function: DNA-binding transcription activator activity, RNA polymerase II-specific; RNA polymerase II cis-regulatory region sequence-specific DNA binding. The record is from RefSeq and is a predicted model, not a curated record. Gene Ontology annotation, biological process: regulation of transcription by RNA polymerase II; Notch signaling pathway. Lineage: Eukaryota; Metazoa; Chordata; Mammalia; Eulipotyphla; Soricidae.
AUGGUGCCUGUUGUGACAGGGAAAUUUGGUGAGCAGCCUCCACCUAAACAACUCACUAGGGAAGCCAUGAGAAAUUACUUAAAAGAACAAAGGGAUCAAACAGUACUUAUUCUUUAUGCGAAAGUCGCACAGAAGUCAUAUGGAAAUGAAAAACGGUUUUUUUUUUGCCCUCCUCCUUGUGUAUAUCUUAUGGGCAGCGGAUGGAAGAAAAAAAAAGAACAAAUGGAACGUGAUUGUUGUUCAGAACAAGAGUCUCAACCUUGUGCAUUUAUUGGAAUAGGAAAUAGUGACCAAGAAAUGCAGCAGUUGAACUUGGAAGGAAAGAAUUAUUGCACUGCCAAAACAUUGUACAUAUCUGAUUCAGACAAGAGAAAGCACUUCAUGUUGUCUGUCAAGAUAUUCUAUGGCAACAGUGAUGCAAUUGGCAUGUUCCUCAGCAAGCGGAUAAAAGUCAUCUCCAAACCUUCCAAAAAGAAGCAGUCAUUGAAUAAUGCUGAUUUAUGCAUUGCCUCAGGAACAAAAGUGGCUCUCUUCAACAGACUUCGAUCCCAGACCGUCAGUACCAGAUACUUGCAUGUAGAAGGAAGUAACUUCCAUGCCAGUUCUCAACAAUGGGGAGCAUUUUACAUUCAUCUCUUGGAUGAUGAGGAGUCCGAAGGAGAAGAAUUCACAGUCCGCGAUGGCUAUAUCCAUUAUGGACAGUCAGUGAAGCUUGUGUGUUCAGUUACUGGCAUGGCACUCCCAAGAUUGAUUAUUAGGAAAGUUGAUAAGCAGACCGCACUAUUGGAUGCAGAUGAUCCUGUCUCACAACUCUAUAAGUGUGCAUUUUACCUUAAGGAUACUGAAAGAAUGUACUUGUGCCUUUCUCAAGAAAGAAUAAUCCAGUUUCAGGCCACUCCAUGUCCAAAAGAACCAAAUAAGGAGAUGAUAAAUGACGGCGCUUCCUGGACAAUCAUCAGUACGGAUAAGGCAGAGUAUACGUUUUGCGAGGGGAUGGGCCCCGUCCUUGCCCCUGUCACGCCUGUGCCUGUCCCUGUCGUAGAGAGUCUUCAGUUGAAUGGCGGUGGGGAUGUAGCAAUGCUUGAGCUCACAGGACAGAAUUUCACUCCAAAUUUACGAGUGUGGUUUGGGGAUGUAGAAGCUGAAACCAUGUACAGAUGUGGAGAGUGUAUGCUCUUUGUCGUCCCAGAUAUUUCUGCAUUCCGAGGUCGGCGGUGGGUCCGGCUGCCAGUCCAGGUUCCAGUAACUUUGUUCCGUAAUGAUUGAAUCAUUUACUCCACUAGCCUUACCUUUACCUACACGCCAGAACCAGGGCCGUGGCCACACUGCAGUGCAGCGGGAGCAAUCCUUCGAGCCAACUCAAGCCAAGUGCCCCCUAAUGAAUCCAACACAAACAAUGAGGGAAGUUGCACAAACGUCAGCACAAAUUAUGUCACAUCGUCCACAGCGACAGUGGUGUCCUAACUACCGUCCUUUUGCUAGGACUUAAACUGACUUUAGGGCUGCAGUGAAACAUUGACAGAAGAAAAAACGAAAAAGGAAAGAGAAUAAAUGAAUAAGCUUUUGUGGUUUCUUGGGAAAACUUUUCAUACCAGGUGAUACUAUUCAGAGCCCCGUUACCUGCAAGUGCUGAUUUGAAAUGCAGAAGCCACAGUAAAACAAAGUGAACGUCCAGAUGUACGCACUGUUGGAAAUAAUACAUUUUUUUCAUCUGUUAUUUUGUUUGGCUGGUUUUCAUUUGGUUUUGUUUGAAUGGGCAAGAAAUAGAAAUGUGACUGAAAUAAAAGUUAAGCAAACUAGAAGACACAAAUUUAACAUAGUUUUUAUGGACCAAGGAACUUGUAUAAGCUUUAGUCAAAGGUACAUUUUCAUCGUACCUUUUUUUAUAUCGCAGUAUAUAGUACAUCUUUCUUACCAAAUAGGUUCUCCUCCCUGCCCUCCUUGGAGUUUCUGCUCUUAAAUACAUUCAGGCUCCAAGCCUGGCCACACUUGUUUAAUCUGAUUAUCAUAUUCUUCCAGGUUUUGUUUUGGUUUUUUGUUUGCUUGUUUGUUUUGUUAUAUUGAUUUUUUUGGUCUAAGGCUGGAACUUUUUUUUUUAGCUGAAGUCUUACGACUUUACAUGAGUCAAAAAUUGUUUUGAUUUUAGCAAGUCAAAUCUUGUAAAAGCCUAUGUAUUUUUUUAAGAUUAUAUGAAGUCUGUGCAAAAGCUUUAAGAAAUGCCUCUGC